CCAGCGCGUGGGGAGCUCUUGGAGGGUUUGAGUGGCGGGUCUGCCGCGGCAGUGAGAGUGACAGACCUGGGCGCCUGAGUCUGGCGCGGCGAUGCUGACCCCGGCGUUCGACCUCAGCCAGGACCCCGACUUCCUGACUGUCGCCAUCCGCGUGCCCUACGCCCGGGUCUCCGAGUUCGACGUCUACUUCGAGGGGGUCGACUUCAAGUUCUACGCCAAACCGUACUUUCUCAGAUUAACCCUUCCUGGAAGAAUUGUAGAAAAUGGAAGUGAGCAGGGGUCCUAUGAUGCUGAUAAAGGUAUUUUUACCAUUCGAUUGCCCAAAGAAACUCCUGGCCAGCAUUUUGAGGGGCUGAACAUGUUAACUGCUCUUCUGGCGCCAAGAAAAUCCAGGACUGCAAAACCACUUGUGGAAGAAAUAGGUGCUUCUGAGGUUCCUGAGGAGGGAGUAGAAGAUGACGAGGACGAGUUUGACUGGGAAAUUGAGCAGGUCCCCUAUGAAGAGGCGUCCGAAAGAGCUUUGAACCCACAGUGCCACUAUGGAUUUGGGAAUUUGCGGUCAGGAGUGUUUCAGCGGUUACAGGAUGAACUGAGUGAUGUUAUUGAUAUUAAGGAUCCAGAUUUCACUCCUGCCACUGAACGAAGGCAGAAACGCCUGGCUGCUGAGCUGGCCAAAUUUGAUCCUGACCAUUAUCUUGCUGACUUUUUUGAAGAUGAGGCAGUUGAACAGGUUUUGAAGUAUAAUCCUUGGUGGACUGAUAUCUAUUCAAAAAUGACAGCCUCUUUGGGAAAGAGUCAGGAGCAAGAAAAUCAUGCUGCGUUAGUGUCUUUUUCUGAGGAAGAGAAAUAUCAGCUGCGAAAGUUUGUCAAUAAAUCUUACCUGCUGGACAAGAGAGCCCAUCGUCAAGUGUACUACAGUUUGAUUGAUAUCCUGCUGGCGUAUUGCUACGAAACUCGCGUCACGGAAGGAGAGAAGAAUGUUGAAUCUGCAUGGAAUAUCAGAAAACUGAGUCCCACACUGUGCUGGUUUGAGACUUGGACUAAUGUUCAUGAAAUCCUGGUGUCUUUUGGAAGAAGGGUUUUGUGCUAUCCACUUUAUCGCCAUUUCAAGCUGGUGAUGAAGGCCCACAGAGACACUGUAAAGAUACUGCAACUAGGUGAAAGUGCAGUUUUAAAGUGUCUACUGGAUAUUCACAAAAUUUUUCAGGAAAACGACCCAGCUUACAUUCUAAACGAUCUCUACAUCUCAGACUACUGUGUGUGGAUUCAGAAAGCCAAGUCCAAAAAGUUGGCAGCUCUUGCAGAAGCCUUAAAGGAAGUCUCCGUGACCAAGGCCCAGCUGGGGCUGGAACUGGAAGAGCUGGAAGCAGCAGCGCGUCUUGUCCAGGAGGAGGAAACUGCAUUAAAAGCGGCUCAUUCUGCUUCCAGGCAGCAGACACCUUGCUCCAGUUCUGAGGCAAGUGAUUCGGAGGAGUCAGACAGCAGCACAUCGUCUGAGGCCGAAGACUCGGAUUCGGAACACGAGGAACUCAAAGAUAGCACAUCUGAGACACUAACUUGCUUGCAGGAUCCCUUUCUUGAGGAAAGCAGUGCCCUGCUAAUUGACGACGGUGGGCUGUGCAGAAACGCGGCCAGCCUGGGGUCUGAUGCUGGUCAGGGGAAGCCACUUGCCUCCUCCCGGGCUCUCGGGGGUCCUGGGCCUCUGAUAGAGGAGCUUGGAGAACAGCUCAAGGCUACAGUUCAGAUGACUGAAACCGAGGGCUCUGCUGCCGGCGACCACAGCAGCAUGCAGGCCCAACACGACCGGCAGACGCCAAACGACUGACUCUGAUGCAGGCCCGACACGACCGGCAGACGCCAAAUGACUGACUGAUGCAGGACCGACAGGACCGGCAGACGCCAAAUGACUGACUCUGAGUGGUUUGAUUCAUUGUUGAGAAUUAUCUCAGAUCUGGUUUUAUGUGCUGAAUUAGAAUUCUUCACUUUCACUUUGUACUUUUUCUUAGUAUAUACAGCAUGUUUUUUCAAUGAGCUAAUGUUGAUACUUGUUGUUUUCCCUGUUAACAACUUUAAAAAUAAAGUUCUAAAGUAUUUUUUACCAAAUGUAAUUGAUAUUUGAAGAUGAAAAUAAUAGUUCUGCCAGAAUCUCUGGAACGUAGAGACCAUUACUAUUUUUAAUAGCUUUACCGAGGUAUACUUGACAUACCGUAAACUGGAUAUUUAACGUGUGCAAUGUGACAUAUAUUUAUACCAAAUGGAACCAUGGCCACAAUCAAGAUGACAUGUUUCCCCAUCAUCCCCAAGUGUUCUCGUGCUUUGUUACCCCUCUCCGACCCCACCCCCCAUGCCACCCAACCCCCCAUUCCCCAGGUGAGCAUUGAUCUGCUCUCUGUCACAAUAUGUUCAUUCGUUUGUAUUCCUAGAAUUUAAUAUAAAUUGAAUCAUGUAAUAUGUACUUUUUUUUAUCAGGCUUAUUUCACUCAGGGUAAUUAUUUUGAGAUUCACUGAUGUGGCAUGUAUUGAGAGGGUUUGCUGCUUUUGGCUUUUUCCGUAUGUGGGUAGGAUUUCAGUGAAUAGAUCUGUCCCUUCACCUACUGACGGACAUUUUGGUUGCUUCCAGUUUUGGGCUGUUGCAAACAAAGCUGUCAUGAAGGUUUGUGUGCAAGUAUUUGUGUGGAUAAUAUGCUUUUAAUUCUCUUAGGUAAAUAUCUAGGCGUGGAAUGAGUGAGCUAUAUGGUAGGUAUGUGUUCAACAGUUUAAGAAACUGCCAAACUGUUUUCCAAAGUGGCUGUACCGUUUUACAUUCCCACCAGUAGUGUAGGACAGUUCCGGUUCUUUCACAUUCUUGUCAUCACUUGGUAUGGUCAGUUUUUAAAAUUUUUACCAUUUUAAUUGGCAUGCAGUGGUAUC
This is a messenger RNA of Equus quagga, 2910 nucleotides long. RefSeq names its product SHQ1, H/ACA ribonucleoprotein assembly factor (gene SHQ1). Gene Ontology annotation, biological process: box H/ACA snoRNP assembly. The transcript is spliced from 11 exons. The record is from RefSeq and is a predicted model, not a curated record. NCBI's taxonomy places the organism in Eukaryota, Metazoa, Chordata, Mammalia, Perissodactyla, Equidae. The coding region runs from base 92 to 1825 and encodes 577 amino acids. Gene Ontology annotation, cellular component: nucleoplasm; cytoplasm.